AUGGAGCGGGCCUGGGCGCGGGGGCUGCGCGGAGGCCGCGGCCCGCCGGCGCUCGGGCUCGCGCUCGGGCUGGCUCUGCUGCUGGCGCGGCCGCCGUCGGGCGGCGCGGGGUCCCCCGAGGAGCAGGAACCGGCAGCGCCUGGCACGGCGGCCCCGGCCGGGGGCGACCGCUGCCGCGGCUACUACGACGUGAUGGGGCAGUGGGACCCGCCCUUCAACUGCAGCUCGGGCGCCUACAACUUCUGCUGCGGCACGUGCGGCUACCGCUUCUGCUGCCACGACGGGCCGCGGCGCCUUGACCAGAGCCGCUGCUCCAACUACGACACGCCGGCCUGGGUUCAGACUGGCCGGCCUCCCGCGCGUGCCCGCGACACCACGGUGCCCCGGGACCCGGGCCGCGAACGCAGCCACACGGUCGUCUACGCGGUGUGCGGCGUCGCCGCCCUGUUCGUGCUGGCCGGCAUCGGGGCGCGCCUGGGCCUGGAGAGGGCGCACAGCCCGCGCGCGCGGCGCACCGUGACCAGGACACUGACAGAACUUCUGAAGCAGCCUGGCCCCCAGGAGCCACUGCCUCCACCUCUGGACCCACCUCUGGGUAGCUGUGUCCAGGUGCAGAUGGGCGAUGGCCUCCCCCGGGGCUCCCUCCACAAGAGCACAGACAAGAAACGCCCCAUCAACGUGCCCCUGGCUUCAGCGACAGCGGGCCCCCCGCGGACCCCGCGGCUGCAGGGCGGCGGCAGCCUGACGAGGCAGCCGGACUACGCCAAGUACGCCACCCUCAAGGCAGCCGCGCUCAAGGCCGCAGAGGCCUCCCCGCGGGACUUCUACCAGCGUUUUCCCGCGACUGAAGCUGCCGCGCCGACCCUCCCGGCGCGAGCCCGGAGGCCCCCCGAGGACUUGCCUGCACUGCUCGACGCCUGCCCCUGGGCCCCGCCGCCCUACGCGCCCCCCGCCGGCCCCACCCCAUCGGGCCACUACAAGGCCUGGACGGCCAGCCGCCCGGCCCAGCCCGCCCCCCGCGGCCACCUGGCAGCUCAUACCUCCUCAGCGCCCCGGAGGCCCGGCGACGCACCCCGGCGCCAGUUCAGCGUGGAGAAGCUGCCCGAGGCCUUCAGCCCGCAGCCCCCUGGCCUUUAUGGCCGCGCCAGCCGCGGACCUCGGCACCUGAGCACCAACAGCAAAGCCGAGGUCACCGUGUGAAGAAGGGGCCGCUGUUUCUGAGGCACCGCAUCGCCAGGAGCCGUCUUCUGCCUGGGGGACUCGCCAUGGGCUUGAUCGGGGGGCCCAGGCUACCGGAAGGAGGGGUGCUGGCCAUGAAGGCCAGCCCUUCUGCCUGCCCACUGGACUGGGAGCCUCGGAGCCUGCAGGGCUAAGAGGCCCACUUGGGUAAAGCCAGUGGUUCCGUCCUGGGGUCCUUAGGGCCCGGGUUCCUUGUGUAAAUAAACCCUUUUCUGUGACUACCACCCCUGAGAAUAAAGGAGCCCCAGCUUGGCUCUGCGAGGCGCUGAUGGCGGAGGCACUGGUCAUUGACGGGACAGACGGCAGUGCCAGCAGAGGGCACAGCAUGUGC
Messenger RNA from Mesoplodon densirostris (Blainville's beaked whale), 1570 nucleotides. RefSeq names its product shisa family member 8 (gene SHISA8). Gene Ontology annotation, cellular component: postsynaptic density; dendritic spine membrane; AMPA glutamate receptor complex. Gene Ontology annotation, biological process: regulation of AMPA receptor activity; regulation of short-term neuronal synaptic plasticity. The transcript is spliced from 4 exons. The coding region runs from base 1 to 1200 and encodes 399 amino acids. Lineage: Eukaryota; Metazoa; Chordata; Mammalia; Artiodactyla; Ziphiidae. The record is from RefSeq and is a predicted model, not a curated record.